This is a messenger RNA of Octodon degus (degu), 1932 nucleotides long. RefSeq names its product transmembrane protein 43 (gene Tmem43). The transcript is spliced from 12 exons. Gene Ontology annotation, biological process: nuclear membrane organization. Lineage: Eukaryota; Metazoa; Chordata; Mammalia; Rodentia; Octodontidae. Gene Ontology annotation, cellular component: nuclear inner membrane. Bases 241 to 1443 code for a protein of 400 amino acids. The record is from RefSeq and is a predicted model, not a curated record.
GGCCGCAAAUUUGUCGCGGAAAGCGCCUGACCCCAAACUACAUUUCCUAGCAGGCUGUACAGCGCGCAGGCGCAUAAAAGCCGGGCCUGAAGGGCGGUAACUGUGCAGCCAGUCGUGCCGGGUCCUGAUCGCUGAGCUGGGUUCGGCGGCUCUGGUCUGGCGAGAGGCUAGUAGGCUGCACGCUGCCCGGCCAGUCUACCUACAGCGGAGCGGAGUCAAGGGCAAGAGUCAGGCCUCAGCAUGGCAGCGAACUAUUCUACCACAGGUACCAGGAGAGAACAUGUCAAAAUUACAUCAGACCCUCAGCCAGGCUUCUUGGAGCGAUUGAGUGAGACUUCAGGGGGCAUGUUUGUGGGGCUCAUGACCUUUCUGCUCUCUUUCUACUUGAUUUUCACCAACGAGGGUCGUGCGCUGAAGACUGCAACCUCACUGACAGAGGGGCUGUCCCUGGUGGUGACCCCAGACAGCAUCCACAGUGUGGCCCCUGAGAACGAGGGCAGGCUGGUGCACAUCAUUGGGGCACUUCGGACGUCCAAGCUCUUAUCUGACCCGAACUAUGGGGUGCAUCUUCCGGCUGUGAAGCUACGGAGGCAUGUUGAGAUGUACCAGUGGGUGGAGACCGAGGAGUCUAGGGAAUACACUGAGGACGGGCAGAUGAAGAAGGAGACACAGUACUCCUACAAUACCGAGUGGCGGUCAGACAUUGUCAACAGUAGGAACUUUGACCGGGAGAUUGGCCACAAAAACCCCAGUGCCAUGGCAGUGGAGUCCUUCACAGCCACUGCCCCCUUUGUCCAGAUUGGCAGGUUUUUCCUCUCAGCAGGCCUCAUAGACAAAAUCGACAACUUCAGGCCACUCAGCUUGUCCAAACUGGAGGACCCCCAGGUGGACAUCAUCCGCCGAGGGGACUUUUUCUACCACAGUGAAAACCCCAAGUACCCAGAGGUGGGAGACCUGCGCGUCUAUUUUUCCUAUGCAGGACUGAGCAGCGAUGACCCUGACCUGGGCCCAGCCCACGUGGUCACAGUGAUUGCCCGGCAACGGGGUGACCAACUUGUUCCUUACUCCACUCCGUCAGGGGAGACCUUGCUGCUCCUGCACCAUGGGGACUUCUCUGCAGAGGAGGUGUUUCGCAGAGAACACAGGAGCAAUUCCAUGAAGACCUGGGGCCUGCGGGCGGCCGGCUGGAUGGCUAUGUUCAUGGGCCUCAACCUCAUGACUCGGAUCCUCUACACCUUGGUGGAUUGGUUUCCUGUCUUCCGAGACCUGGUCAACAUCGGCCUGAAAGCCUUUGCCUUCUGCAUGGCCACCUCAUUGACCCUACUGACAGUAGCUGCUGGCUGGCUCUUCUACCGGCCCUGGUGGGCAUUCCUCAUUGGCUGCCUGGCAUUGGUACCUGUCCUCAUUGCCAGAACACGGGUGCCUGCCAAAAAACUGGAGUGAAGGAAGCUCUAGUGUCAAUCAGACCCAUGGCAGCCUCUGGAUUCAGGCUACUCCGUGUUAUGGCCCAGUUCCAUCCCCAAAGCUCGGGGCAGCCUUGGAUUCUUGGAUGCUGUACCUACUGCUCUUCAGAGGGGCGGACCUAGCAGCAUGCUCCUCAUGCUUGGUGUUCACGCUUCACCCCUCCUUUUUUCUUGCUGUAAGCAGCCUUGGUGAGCAUGGCAGCUCAAAGGUGGUAACCCAAUAAGCAGCCUUUUCUUAGUCGCCCCCCUUGUCCUGGGACUGCACGCUCUGGAGACCUGCUUGAGCAGGGAGUUGCCCUAGUCACUCUCUAUUUCUCAAGUGCCAAGACUGCUCAACCCAUCACACCCACGACCCCACAGAACAGCCUUUGCUGGCACCAGACAUGUACCAAAGGCUGGCCUAGGGCAGCAGAAGCACCUAGAGCAGGCCUAUGGACAGAAUGCCAUAUAGUAUGUCCUAGUCACUCCA